Vanessa tameamea is the source of this 1131-nucleotide messenger RNA. Its product is annotated as lipase 1-like. Lineage: Eukaryota; Metazoa; Arthropoda; Insecta; Lepidoptera; Nymphalidae. The record is from RefSeq and is a predicted model, not a curated record. Gene Ontology annotation, molecular function: hydrolase activity, acting on ester bonds. Bases 1 to 1131 code for a protein of 376 amino acids. The transcript has a single exon. Gene Ontology annotation, biological process: lipid metabolic process.
AUGGCGUUGGGAUUUUAUGAAGACACUUACUUAAAUUUCACUGAACUAACCAAUAAAUACGGAUACAGGUCAAAGGAACACACAGUGGCCACAGAAGACGGUUAUCUGUUGACCGUUUUCAGGAUACUCCCGCAAUGUAAUCGAAGACAAAGAUUUCCUGUUAUUCUAGCACAUGGCAUAUAUGAUAGUUCCGACGCGUGGAUAAUCACCGGUCCAAAAACAGGACUUGGUUACAUUUUGUCAAACAACUGUUACGACGUUUGGGCUGCUAAUCUCAGGGGUAACGUUUACUCACGAAAGCAUAUACGACUAGACCCAAAUAAGGAUUCAGACUAUUGGGAAUUUUCAUUCGAUGAAAUUGGUCGUUUCGAUUUACCAGCUAUAAUUGACUACGUAUUAGGUGUAACAAAGCAAUCGAAAACCUAUUACGUCGGUCACUCUCAAGGUACGACUGACUUUUUCGUGAUGGGAUCACUGAGACCUGAAUACAAUAACAAAAUCCAACUCUCUGUUCAAUUAGCUCCAGUCGCGUGGAUGAAAAACUUGAGGGGUGUGAUACCAAAAAUAAUCGCUCGCCAAACGAAGAACAUCAAAGAUUUUCUUUAUGCUGCAGGAUUCAGAGAGUUGUUUGCUAAGCAACAGUUUAUACAUGCUAUAUCAGAAAUACUAUGUCAAUAUUUUCCGCAAGAAGUCUGCGGUACGGCAUUAACUUUGACAACAGGUUACAUUCGAGGAAGCAUAACAUCGAAGAAUUUGGCAGUCGUUAUUGGUCAUAUUUUAGUCGGUGUGUCAGUUAAAACGCUAGCUCAUUUUGGUCAAUUAAUUAUAUCAGAAAAAUUCCAACGUUUCGAUGAAGGUAAAGAAAUCAAUAUCAAAACGUAUGGCACAGUAAUACCACCGCAAUAUAACGUAUCUCUAAUCACAUCUCCUGUAGUACUGGUUUGCGCUGAAAACGAUUGGCUGUCGAGUCUAAGAGAUAUCAAUAUUUUGAAUUCAAGAUUACCCAACGUAGUUGAAAAGUAUAUAGUUCCUGAGCCUACGUGGAGUCACAACAAUUAUGAGUGGGGCAUUAAUGCGACGGAAUAUGUUUUUGACAGGAUUUUAAAUUAUUUCGAAAAAUUUAACACUUGA